AUGGUUAGUGCUGGAGAGCGGGGCGGCGGCGCGGACCAGGGCGGACGUGUGUGUGCGCGCUCCCGGGAGGCACCUGCUGCGCCGAGCCGGGCGCGCGGCCGGGUGGGCGAGCAGCCUCGUCCCGCCCCGCCGGCCCCCCAGCCCCGCCGGCCCGCCCGCGCCUGUAGUCCCGGCGCCCGGACGAUUCAUUUCAUAUUGCUCUUCAGUCGACAAGGGAAAUUACGGCUGCAGAAAUGGUACACUACUCUCCCUGACAAGGAAAGGAAAAAGAUCACCCGGGAAAUCGUUCAGAUUAUUCUCUCUCGUGGUCAGAGGACAAGCAGUUUUGUUGAUUGGAAGGAGCUAAAACUUGUUUAUAAAAGGUAUGCUAGUUUAUAUUUUUGCUGUGCAGUAGAAAAUCAGGACAAUGAGCUCUUGACACUAGAGAUUGUGCAUCGUUAUGUGGAGAUGCUGGACAAAUACUUUGGAAAUGUCUGCGAGCUAGAUAUUAUCUUUAAUUUUGAAAAGGCUUAUUUUAUCCUGGACGAGUUUAUAAUCGGUGGAGAAAUUCAGGAAACAUCCAAGAAAUCUGCUGUUAAAGCCAUUGAGGAUUCUGAUAUGUUACAGGAGACAAUGGAAGAAUACAUGAACAAGCCUACGUUUUAACCAUGCAUCUACUUGAAGACUCCAAGUGCUACAUGUUGUGAACCUGUAAAUAAGUAGUGCCUUGCAUCCAGUUAUUUGACAGAGCCUCUGGCACCAUGCCAAAAAUAACUUAAAAGGGAUUUUUUUUAAUUAGCAAAAAUUAAAGUUGUUUAACAUAAUGUAUUUAUCAUUAUUCGUGUCUGUAUUAUACUGUAUAUGACUACUUGGAUGUUAAAACAACUGCUUCAUGGCUCAAUAGGCUGAAUGUUUGUUUGCAGUGUUUUAACUCCAUGUCAUAUUUUUGAGCUAAUUUAAAUACAUUUAUUUUGUUGCAUUUGGUCCUCUCCUGACGGGGUGUAAACUAUGUUGUCAUUAUCCAUGAUUUUGAAUGUAAAGUAUAUCUUGUAUCGAUAAUACUUUUUCUAAAUGUUUAGCUUUUUAAAUUGUAUAAUGAUUCAAAAUUAUGUUAAUAGUUCAGAGUUCAUACAUGACGUUAGACAUUUUUAAUACACUUAAUACUGUAAUUUCAGUCCAGAUACAGUGUAUCUGAUUUUAAUGUCCUGAAUUCAUUAAUUUUUCAGAGCUGGAAUUAAGGGCAACAACCAAAGAUAGUAUAGGCCUUAAGUGUUUUUGAUGCCUUGGAAGCUGCUAUCUAGGCUGAGGUUUUAAUUUUACCUUUUAAUUGAAUAUAAGGGGCAUUCCAAUAAGGUUGUGUUUUGUACAGACUCUAUGUAUUUAUUAAGGUUUUGAGACAUCUGAAAAAGUGUCUAUAACUUCCCUUACUAUAAAAAUAGUAUAAUAAAGAUUAAUAACAGUAGCAAUAAUACUUAUUAAUACUAUUAUUUUAAUAAUCUUUUAUGUUACAAGCACCCUUAGUUGCUUGAGAGAUUUUUGUUUCCAGUAUGUUUUCAUGUAUAUCUAAUAUAUUUGAAGGCUUACUUGGAGCAUUUAAUAUUAUUGCAGCCUGUAUAGUAGGUGCCUUUCCUCCUUUUUCUUUCCUCAUCUCCCAAAGAAAAUAUUUGCUGCUGACUGUUAUUAUUAUGACUAUGUCGCAUUCAUGCUUCCUGGAAAGUUCUAUAUAACCAGGUGGUAGAAGUGAUCAGACAUUCUAGGGAAAUAGCUUGUACUGUUCCGUCUGGUGCCGUGCUUUUGAUGUCUUACCUGUACAUUUUCAAUGUUAGUUUUGAGGUCAAAUGUCAUCAUGUUGCAGUGGUUAGGGACCUUCUAGUAUUCUUCCUAAGAGAAGAGUGUGCUUGCUGUUGGAGAAUCCAACAUGAGGGGAAAAUGUCCUCUUUGAUUCAUCAUGCCGGACGUAUUUAGGGAAAGAUGGCAAGACAAGAGUGGAAGAACAUGAGGAAAAAUUGACCAACUCCAAAAUAUAACCAUUAUUAAAAGGAAAUACUUCAGGUUAGUAUAUGAAGUAAUUAUGGGGCUUUUAAUAUCUAAUAUUUCCUCAAAUUAAUCAUGUAUUUACAAUUAGGGCAUCAGAUUGAAGUUUGUCAUUUUUAUCACUUUGUUUACUUUAGAUCUUUGAUUUUGUGCUUUAGCUUUUUUUUUUUUUUAACAUGGCAGAACUCUUUAUUUUAAAAAACAUUGUGUAAAGAUAAACUUUAUGUAAAUUGAUGUAAGUUUUUCUGGUUCUUUUGAAGCUCUCCACCAUUUUUGGAUGAAUGUAUUGAUUGAAUCUCAUUCAAAUGUACUCCACAUAUUCUGGGGAAUUCCAUAUUAGACACUGUCUAGUUAUAGCGGGGCCUCCUCAGACUUCGUGUCAACAGCACACGUAGAGCGUGAACAUAAUGAUAUGGCACUCUGGGGUAAAUUUGAGGGAUUUGGGGGACAUCUUACAUGGACUUUGGUGAAAAUAAUCAUUAUGUUUUCUUUAUAUCAUAUAAUUGUCAUUAUGUUUUCUGUAUAUCAUAUAAUUGUAAUAAAACCACCAAGGGAAAGGAAAGAUAAGAAAUAUUAAACUUGUAUAAAAACUUCCAAAUAAAAUUUUUUUUAAGUUUUUUAUUGAGGAA
This is a messenger RNA of Balaenoptera ricei (Rice's whale), 2642 nucleotides long. It is a transcript of the gene AP1S3, whose product is annotated as adaptor related protein complex 1 subunit sigma 3. Bases 1 to 645 code for a protein of 214 amino acids. Gene Ontology annotation, molecular function: clathrin-cargo adaptor activity. Gene Ontology annotation, biological process: intracellular protein transport; vesicle-mediated transport. The transcript is spliced from 5 exons. NCBI's taxonomy places the organism in Eukaryota, Metazoa, Chordata, Mammalia, Artiodactyla, Balaenopteridae. Gene Ontology annotation, cellular component: intracellular membrane-bounded organelle; AP-1 adaptor complex; membrane coat. The record is from RefSeq and is a predicted model, not a curated record.